CACCGACCCGAACUAAAGAUGGUGAAGGAGAUUUUUGAUAUCGCAGUUUCAACUAACAAGAAGGAGGAGAAGGAGCUAGAACACAAGGGCUAUACCAAAAUUCCUGUUAAUCUAAAUCCAGAAAAUAAACCAGACGGAACCUACCUUUGGUACAGUCACAAAAUGAAACACACCGACAGCAAACCGAUCACCAGGAUCCAGUUUUCCUUCACAGAGGGAAUGGAAAAAGGUCUAAUAGCUCAAAACUACCAGAAGGUCUUCAUAGGUUCUUGUGGUGGUCCUCGUCCAUGCAUCGUCUACGUGUGGUACUUCCAAGGUACCACCAAGUAUGAUAUUCCAAUCGAAGACCUUUGGAUCUCCCCUGACCUAAAAGCUGAUGCUGAAAAGUUUAAAUUGCCCUGCUGGGAGAGGUCCGCCUUCAACCUGAACAUGGCUGGAGGAACUCCGUACCACCUGUGGAUGAAGAGGUCAAAACAACCCUAUAUCUGUGAUGUCACCGCAACUGAUAACUUUGAUUUCGAUGCCGAGUUGUUCGGUCAAGGUUACAUCCGAAUUGACGAAAACACCAACAGAGGCUCUGGCGUGACGCCAGUCUUCAUCUGGUACAGAGAGACCAUUGAGAACGAGGACUUUAUCAAAGAUCUGCAGAUUUUCACUAAUCAGGAAGAGGUUAACAACCUGGGGAAGCAAUAUUAUCAGCUAGUGAGAAUCAACCUGGAUAAGGGCGGAGCCAAUGUGUUUCUUUGGUUCAAAAAAGAGUCUGGAAAAGAAGCCAUCUCUUUGGUCACUCUGGUGGGCUUAGCUGAAGUUCCUCUGGUUAAACCCAAUGCCACGGUCAUCCAGAAGAACGUCAAUGAGGAAAAUAAAUGCUUCUCAGUAUUCUUGUGUUUUAAGUAGAGAAGCUCCUCCUCCUUCCUGAGCUCAGUGAAAGGAAACAAUCACUCAUAUUGUUCUGGUAAUAAUAAUAAUAAUAUAAUAAUCCAUUAUAUCAUAUUUCUGUCUCUUAGAUCUUCUGGUUUCUGUUUCUGACUCUGAUUUUCCUGUUUGAAUAAAGACG
This is a messenger RNA of Cyprinodon variegatus (sheepshead minnow), 1057 nucleotides long. RefSeq lists its product as uncharacterized. The coding region runs from base 19 to 897 and encodes 292 amino acids. The transcript is spliced from 2 exons. The record is from RefSeq and is a predicted model, not a curated record. NCBI's taxonomy places the organism in Eukaryota, Metazoa, Chordata, Actinopteri, Cyprinodontiformes, Cyprinodontidae.